ACAAAGACUCUGUGCGUUAGUGGGUGCGGAAAAGCAAAAGACGCCGUGGAUUGACUUUUGCGGAAAAAGUGAUUUUCAUUGAAUUUUCCCUAAAAAUACAUCUCAGAUCGUCAUUUUAGCACAUUCCAUUCGUCAUUCUGCUAAAGAACUCAGACGGUAUUUACGGGAAAUUGACUAGAAGAAAUAAUGGCAGCAUUGCUGGACGGCGUUUUUGAAGGGGAUUUGCAGAAGAAGGUGUCUUCCGCGAGGAUUCUGGUGGUUGGAGCUGGUGGAGUUGGAUGUGAAGUGCUGAAGAAUCUUGUACUGUGCGCCUUCCAGAACAUUGAAAUUAUUGAUCUGGACACCAUCGAAGUGAGUAAUCUCAACCGGCAGUUCCUCUUUCAUCGGGAGCAUGUUGGCAAAUCCAAAGCUCAGGUGGCAAAGGAGAGUGCACUGAGCUUCAAUCCGGAUACAAACAUCGUAGCCCAUCAUGACAGUAUUACAGACUCAAAGUUUGGAGUGACUUAUUUUCAAGAGUUCGACGUGGUACUCAAUGCUCUGGACAAUCGUGUGGCCCGGAAUCACGUCAACCGGAUGUGUUUGACGGCAAAAGUACCCCUGAUUGAGACUGGAACAUCCGGCUACAAUGGGCAAGUGGAAUUGAUUCAAAAAGGUGUCACCCCAUGCUACGAAUGUACACCAAAGGCCAAGGAGAAGACAUUUCCCGGAUGCACAAUUCGGAAUACUCCAUCUGAGCUGAUUCACUGCAUUGUCUGGGCCAAGCACUUGUUCAAUCAGUUGUUUGGUGAAGAUAAUGCCGAUGAGGAUGUUUCCCCAGAUACCGCUGAUCCGGAAGCAGCUGGAGAUGCUGCCAAUGAAGCCCUGGAUGGCGAAUCAAAUGAAAAGGGCAAUAUCGAACGGAAGAGCACGCGUGCUUGGGCCCAGAGUAUCAAGUACAACAGUGAAAAGCUCUUCAAUAAGCUCUUCCACGAUGACAUCAAGUAUCUCCUUAGCAUGACAAAUCUCUGGAAGAAGCGUACACCGCCGGAACCAUUGAAAUUCGGUGUUGGCAUGGCCACGGGUUCGGCGGAGGAGAACUACGACGGGAUUGCCAGGGAGCAGAAGAUUUGGAAUUUGGAUAAAUGCACCCAAGUCUUUGCGGAGAGUGUCAAAGCACUGAAGGACUCGCUGGAUAAUCUUCCUACUGGGGAUACCCUUGUCUGGGACAAAGAUGAUGCCGAUGCAAUGGAUUUUGUCACGGCGUGCGCCAACAUUCGUGCUACGAUUUUUCACAUUGCCACAAAUACGCGCUUUGAAAUUAAAUCCAUGGCGGGAAAUAUCAUACCAGCUAUUGCCACGACAAAUGCAAUUGCAGCAGGAAUGGCAGUUCUUCACCUUCUGAAAGUACUUAACAAUCAGAGUGCCUCAUGUCAGUCCGUCUACAUGCGUUUGAGACCCAAUCCGCAGAAUCAGAUAAUAGUUCGUGAGAAAUUCUUCACAAAGCCAAAUCCCGAAUGCAAAGUUUGCUCCAUGAAAGCCCAGAUUGUUGUUCGCGUAAAUGUGUCCCAAAUGCUCAUUGGAGACUUCCGCAAAAGCAUUCUGCUGGAGAAAUUGGCAACAAAGGCUCCUGAUGUUGUUCUCGACGGGAAAGGUUCCAUCGUCAUUAGUUCCGAGGAGGACGAAGAAGAUCUCAAUGAUGAGAAACUUCUGCAGGAUAUGGGGAUCGUUGAUGGUUGCAUUCUAACGGUUGAUGACUUCCAAGAUGGGAAUCAAUUCACAUUAGUCAUCGUGAAUGAUGAGAAGCAGAAUGCGAAGACAUUUGAAGUAACCAUUGAUCCCGAGGCAAAGAAGAAGGCGCCAGAGGAAGAAAUUGCACAAGAGAAGGAGGAAGAAGAAGAGCCUGCUGCAAAAAAGCUGCGUAUGGAUGAGAAUAGCGUUCCAGGGAGCAGCAAGCAGACGCAGGAGGACAGUGAUGAUGAUCUGGAAAUUGUAGAGUCUGAUGAUGAACUAGAAACAUCCGGGGCAGGGAUCAAGAGGAAGCAGGCACCAGCAGAGAAGGAGGAACCAGUAAAGAGGAAAAAGACGGAGACUUUGCCAGGAAUUGAGGAUAAUGAUGUAAUUCUCGUGGAUUAGAAUACUUUUUUUUCCUUCUAAGCUCAUCUCUCGUACACAUUGAAUUUAAUAUUAUACUAUACGUCUCUAUGAAAUUGAUAAAA
Lutzomyia longipalpis is the source of this 2195-nucleotide messenger RNA. It is a transcript of the gene Uba2, whose product is annotated as SUMO-activating enzyme subunit 2. The coding region runs from base 187 to 2112 and encodes 641 amino acids. Gene Ontology annotation, molecular function: SUMO activating enzyme activity. The record is from RefSeq and is a predicted model, not a curated record. Gene Ontology annotation, cellular component: SUMO activating enzyme complex; cytoplasm. NCBI's taxonomy places the organism in Eukaryota, Metazoa, Arthropoda, Insecta, Diptera, Psychodidae. The transcript is spliced from 5 exons. Gene Ontology annotation, biological process: protein sumoylation.